This is a messenger RNA of Macrosiphum euphorbiae (potato aphid), 1401 nucleotides long. NCBI's taxonomy places the organism in Eukaryota, Metazoa, Arthropoda, Insecta, Hemiptera, Aphididae. The record is from the annotation of a GenBank genome assembly.
AUGAACGAUACUCGACAAACAGAUGACAACAAGUCUGACACAAACUAUGAUCAGAACUUAGAAAAACUGAAUGACUUGGAUUUGCGAGAAGAAACUGAGGUUUCUGAACAGGACAAAUGUACGCCCACGCUUGAUUAUCUUCAGUCCCGUAUUAAAGAGCUGUAUGCGUUUAGUAAAAAAUCAUCUGAAAAUAAUGCCGAAAAAGCAUCUUACAACAAAGAAGUACUCAGUGAAAAGAUUAAUGAAGUAUUAACAUUGAUGAAAACAAAUGAAGAAGCUGCAGUUGCUGAAAACAAGGCACAGUAUUUUUAUUUACUGGGCAAAACUUUGAGUGUUACUCAACCAGUGACUGAAGAAUGUAUUAAUGUAUAUUCCAAAGCUGUCAAACUCAAUCCAACACACUUAGAUUCCUGGAAUAUGCUUGGUGAAUGUUUAGUACAUUUGAAAAGGUUUUCUGAAGCCAAAUAUUGUUUCCUUGGCUCACUGAAACACGGUAAAUGUAAAGUCAUUUUGCGGAAUCUAUCUAUUAUAAUGCGAGAGGCUGAGUUGUUGACUAAUGAAAAUAUUAAGGAAAACCUAAAUGCAGGUAUUGAAUAUGCAAAAGAAGCUGUUGAAUUGGACACUACUGAUGGUGAAUCAUGGGCAAUACUUGGAAAUGCUUAUCUAUCCUUAUUUUUUAGAAGACAAGAAGAUAAGCUCCUUAGACAAUCCAUCAACUCUUUUGAGAAAGCAGUCAAAGACCCUGUAGCUGCCAAAAAUUCUGAUCUUCAUUUUAAUAGAGGCGUUGCUUUAAAGUACGGGGAAAUUUAUACAGAUGCUUUAUUGAGCUUUGAACAAGCCUCAAUAUUGGAUCCAACGUGGACUACAGCUAAAGAAACUUUAGAAGAUCUUAUUAAAUAUUUGACCUCAACACAAACAUUAUAUCAACGUAAGGGUCAGGUCAAAAGUAAGAGACUGCAACAAAUGACAGAGUCAUUAAACUCAAGUUGCUUGGGAUUGUACAACAAUAAAAUAAAAACAUUAAAAGGUCAUGUAAUGUUGGAACACAUUCCACUAUCAAAACUUAAAGCCGGUUUUAAUGCUAACAAUGUAAUAUGUGGCCGAGUAGUAUGUGUUGUAUACAAUCAGGAGCCUGUCCCUUAUACAUUCUGCCUGGUGGAUAAAGAAUUAUCAUGUGUAGUUGUAUCGGUAUACAACCUGGCUCAGGGUAGAGGACCGAUCAUAGGAGACUCUGUGGCCAUUCCCGAACCUUAUUUGACUCAUAUUGAUGCUAAAUAUAUAAAUCAGACAUUCCAGUACCCCAGCAUAAGAGUAAACCUUCCUUUAACCAUGGUGGUAAACAAGAAAAAUGUAAGUGCAGAAUGUGUAUCUCAACCUCGGUUUUCAUCCAAACCGUUUUAA